This is a messenger RNA of Aphanomyces invadans, 2815 nucleotides long. RefSeq lists its product as hypothetical. Gene Ontology annotation, molecular function: cysteine-type deubiquitinase activity; zinc ion binding. NCBI's taxonomy places the organism in Eukaryota, Oomycota, Saprolegniomycetes, Saprolegniales, Verrucalvaceae. The transcript has 12 exons. Gene Ontology annotation, biological process: protein deubiquitination. The record is from RefSeq and is a predicted model, not a curated record. Gene Ontology annotation, cellular component: cytoplasm. Bases 606 to 1967 code for a protein of 453 amino acids.
AAAUGGUUCGUGACCAAGCCAACGCAGUGGGCGCGCCAUGGAGCUCUCUUCGCGAUGGAGGACAUGCCUACUUAGGAAGGUCCAUGGCCCUGUGACAGUUGAACAUACGCGAAACGGUCGUAUCUUGAACGGACACUGCCACCAUCGGCCACCAUCUCGAUGCGUACGCGGAGUAAACAACAAGCGGCACUGCUCGCAGUUGAAGAGCACACGCAACAUGCACUCGCCUCGAUACAUCUUGCCGCUGUCGAACCUGCCAUCAUGGACCCAUCCAAGUGGGCAUGCUGCGAAUGUGACACGACCACGUGUCUCUGGCUGUGCUUGUUCUGCGGCAACUUUGUUUGCCAUGACACUUUUACUGCAACCAACGACGGCGACAGCAACACGCACAUGAGACAUCACGCCAUCUCCGCCGAGGUCUCUAAUAGUCGACUGGAAACCGUCUUCAAAUGGGAUGUGGACUUCCUUUAGCAUGUCCUGUACAUGGAGCUGAACGAGGCGGGCCAUAAGGUAUACUGGUAAAAACACAUCCUCGUGCGAUAGCAGACGAGACGUUCUGAUGGCUCUGCUGCAGUUUUGAUGCAGCGGCGGCGUUGCCCUCGAAUAUGGACAACGCUCGGGGCGAAAUUUACUUGAUACGUCGACUUCUCAGCCAAGACCUGGAGGUGGCACGAGUGACGCGGCAGACACCGUCCGGCGCACGAUCUCCGGCGGCCAAGUGGCGAAAGGUCAACAAUGUCCACGGGUUCACGUUCCAUGCAGCGUACCUGUCCAAGCAAGCGGCAGCCCGUCGGAAACGCGACGAUCUUCUCUACACGGCGUCAUACAGAUGGAGAAACCUGAUACUGUUCAAGUGUUUUGCAUCGUGGAAGGACAUUUGGACCACCAAGUUCCGAACCAUGGCGAAGCCAUCUCGACGCUUGAAUGCGCUCUAUCCUGGCAACACUGGUCUGCGCAAUCUCGGCAACACGUGCUACAUGAACGCUGCCUUGCAAUCGCUCAGCCACGUCACUUUGCUCAAGAACGCGGUGAUGUCGGCAUCGACGGUUGGGCCGCCAGGAGCCCUCCUAUGGGAGCUCAAGCACGUAAUGCAGCGGCUGUGGAGUGGCAAGUACGCUGCUCUUUCCCCCGACGCGAUACUAGCGGUGGUGUGGCAAACUUUUCCCACGCUGGCUGGUUUCAAGCAGCAAGACUGCGACGAGCUUCUCCGACAUCUCCUCGACUCGAUGCGAUCGGGCGCUGCAUCGGUUGUCGACCCGCCCCUCGCGCGAUGUUUCGUCGACGCUCUUUUUGAAGGGGUUGUCGUUCGCACGAUAACAUGCAAUCGAUGCAUGCAUGAGUCGUCGACGAACGAGAUGUUCCUUGGUGUGCUCUCCGUGGACAUCCCUACUCCUCAUCGCGUCCAUGCUGGUCGCCGGCGGCGCGUAGCCACUGCACACUGCUCCAUGAUCGAUUGCUUGGCCACGACCUUUGCUGCCGAGUCCCUUCAACGCGACGCGCAGUACUUUUGUUCGAAUUGCGAUGCCAAGCAAGACGCUGUCAAGCUCACGCAACUCGGGGCAGCUCCACCCGUGAUCAUCUUUCAUGUGAAUCGCACGGGCUGGACAGCCGAUGGCGAGCCCGACAAAAUUCCCACGCACGUGGCGUUUCCGGAGCGAGGGUUGGACCUGUCGAUGAUCAUGGCCGCUCCUCCUCGAACGUCAACGGUGUACGACCUGGACGCCGCCAUCGUCCACGAAGGGCGAACACUCACGCAAGGGCACUACACUGCAUAUGCAAACAACGCGCUGGGCGGUGCAGGAUGGUUUCACUUUAACGACCACCGCGUGCACAAAUGCACGUGGAAAGACGUGGCGUCUGCUCAAGGUACGAGCGAUCUCUUCCACCGAAAGGCUUCAUCCGAUCAUGGUCACGUAUCGUGGGAUGCAUUCGUUUCGAAUAACAUUUCUCCGGGCGUCUGUGACUAGCGUACUUGCUUGUGUACUCGCAGCGACAGACAAACUCGCAGCCCAGACCCCAUGGAUCGCAAUGUUGUGAGGCAUCGGUUCGAGCGACGCAUGGAGCGAUGGACAGUGGUUGAUUUUCCGUUCCUCUUUGCAUCGGCCCCUGUGUAACCCUUCCACGAUAACGAGAUGGCGUAUCGUUCAGUCGUCAGCGUAGCUUGCCGCGUCGUUGUGGCGACAUUGGAUCAAUUCGGACUCGAUGUAUUCGACGUGGGGCAGAUCCUGCGCCCGCCACAGACGAUCCCCCGACGUCCACGGCUCGCGGCCCGCAACUUUGUCGCCAAUGCGAUGGCGGUGCAUGUACUCGUCCACAUUCUUCCCCACCAUGGGCGCGACAUCCACGUUGCCUUGGAUCAGCGCCUGGCGCACCCGAAAGCUCGUCGCGCGCUCGAGUUCGCACGCGAGCACACCUGUAUCCUCGACUACAAUCGCGGUCUUACUCCACCUAAUCCGUCAUGGUGAGAGAGACUGGCGCAUGUCGACGUCGUACUUGGCCCCGAGGUGCUUGUGCAGCAUGUCCGUUUGGUUGGGUCGGCAAAUAGCCAUCACACCAAACCCUUCCUCUUUCAGCGCAGUGUGGCUCAGCUUGACGAUCGUAUUGACUCCGCACACGUAAAGAACGCGGAAUUUGAAGUGCGGGAACUGGUGCUCGCAGAUCUACCGCCGACAGUCAGUCCGCCCGUGGUGGCGAAAGGGCCAAGGAUGCCACCUCCCGGACAUGGGUGAGGGUGCUCAGGUAGUCGAGCACGCGACGUCGUGUGAUCUAGGUGCAUUCAACUGAGCGCAUGACGCCGGAUCGGACGGGACGGAAC